This is a messenger RNA of Bipolaris maydis ATCC 48331, 1685 nucleotides long. Its product is annotated as TFIIH subunit Tfb4/p34. Gene Ontology annotation, biological process: nucleotide-excision repair; regulation of DNA-templated transcription. Gene Ontology annotation, cellular component: transcription factor TFIIH holo complex; transcription factor TFIIH core complex. The record is from RefSeq and is a predicted model, not a curated record. NCBI's taxonomy places the organism in Eukaryota, Fungi, Ascomycota, Dothideomycetes, Pleosporales, Pleosporaceae.
AAUAGUGAAUCUCAGACAUCUCUCUGCGUGCAAGGGUGCUGUAUGCUCGCAAGGUGUGCCAUCCGAUGCCUAGACAACGGCGGUGCAAGAACGUCACGUGGCUACGCGGAUGUGGCACGGGCUGCGCGAGCCUUGGCCGCUCGCGAACCUGACCUCAUAGUUUGGUUGGAGCCUCAACCUACACGCUUACCACAAAGCUCGAGUGGAACGAGCUCGACGCUCCCGAGAUUAUCAUGAGCAGGCCUUGAACGGAAAAUCUGGUCCUUGGAGCCUCUGGUCAGGACCCACAUCAACGCCAUGAACACCAUCGAUGGCUCAGACCGUCAUAUAAAGACGGAAGAAGUCCCUCCGCCCUCACUACUAGCCAUUGUACUUGACACCAAUCCACACGCCUGGGCACACUUGUCCUCGACACUCUCGCUCUCGACUGCGCUGGCCAACAUCCUCGUCUUUAUCAACGCGCACUUGGCGUCUGGAAAUACGAACGAAGUAGCCGUCAUAGCAUCACAUUCGCACAAGACCACCUUUCUCUAUCCGUCGCCCGUAGCACCGCAAACCCAGGCACGCAAUGGUACUGCAAAUGGCGAUGUGGAAAUGAAUGGGACUGGGGGUGAUAAAGGCCAACAUACGGCUGAGAGUGCGAACAAGUAUCGGCCAUUCGCCGUGGUGGAGAGUACCAUACUUCAGAACUUUGUCAAGCUACUGAACGAGACCAAAGAAAGUCAUCUGGAAGCAACGCCCACGACACUCAUUGGCGGGGCCCUCUCCCUGGCGCUUACACACAUCAACAAGCAGACUAUCUUACAUGCCCCCACCGCCGCCUCUGCUGAGAGCGCCUCUCUCGCAGCGCUGGCCGACUCGGAGAACACCCAUGUUGACCGCGUGUCCCUUACGUCUCGCAUCCUUAUCGUAUCCGUGUCUGGCGAUCUGGCCAACCAAUACAUACCCGUCAUGAACUCCAUCUUUGCAGCACAGAGGAAGCGGAUACCCAUCGAUAUUCUGAAGCUAGCUGGCGAUACAGUUUUGCUGCAGCAGGCCAGUGAUGCGACUGGCGGAGUGUACAUGAAGCCAGAACGUCCAGAGGGUUUGCUUCAGUAUCUGAUGAUGGCGUUCUUACCUGAUGUAACGGCAAGAGCAAGCUUAGUAGUCCCCAGCGCUGGGGGUGUUGAUUUCCGUGCCGCAUGCUUCUGUCAUCGCAAAGUUGUUGAUAUUGGCUUUGUUUGCAGUGUGUGCCUAAGCAUCUUCUGCAGCCCGGAUCUCCCGGGUAAUCUCUGCCUGACGUGUGGUUCUUAUCUGUCGCUACGGAGCGCGAUGACCAACCCGCCAGCCCUGAUCCCACGGAAGAAGAAGAAGAAGAAGAAGGCGGGGAUCGACUCUGCGACGCCAGGGGCGAACACUCCGGUAGGAUCAGGGACGCCUGUGCAUGCCUGAAGUGCGAACCUUGUUGUUGGAAUGUGUAGUGCUAUCACAUGUCGUGAUCUGGUUCGACAUUGCCUCGCUGGGCCUGUGCGUGCAGCUACGACAAUUUCCGGGCCGUGGGGCGGGCCAGUUCCGCUGAAAUAUGCGAAUUUGCCCGUUCAUGGGGAAAGUGGGAUGCUUGGCUAGCGGGCAGAUUGGGCCACCGGGUAGGCCUUUGGUAAAAAUAUCAGAAAAUAGGCCUGUGGAUAAGGCGGGGGGAGGCUUGA